Messenger RNA from Chara braunii, 699 nucleotides. The record is from the annotation of a GenBank genome assembly. NCBI's taxonomy places the organism in Eukaryota, Viridiplantae, Streptophyta, Charophyceae, Charales, Characeae.
GGCGGUCAACCCAAUCCUUCUGAUUCGGAUGGAUGAGCGUACGAAGCAUCAUUUGAGCGGUUUGAUGUGCCCGCUCCGUUUGCUCGUCCGUUUGUGGAUGUCGAACCGAACUUGGUUUCAUAUUGGUGCCAAAUUCCUGCAUGAGAGAAGUCCACAAUGUCAACAUGAAACGAGUGUCGUGGUCGUUGAUAACGUCUUCCGGUACGCCGUGGCUGCAAAUCCAGCCGGUGUGCAAGAGGCGCACAAGUUCGGGAGCCGUGGCGUAGUACUUGCAAGGGAGAAAUCGCGCAUACUUACUCAAACGGUCAACGACCGUGAGGAUGCCGUCGUGCCAGAGGCGGUCGCGGGGAAACGGACCAGUGACAUCCAUGGCAAUGGAGAGGCUGGGUUCCCGUGGGAUAGGCAUCGGGCGCAAAUCGCCGUAGGGAUUGCGGUUGUGGGGCUUGCUUUGUCGGCAAACUUUGCAAGAGUCGCAAUACCGAGCGACAUCGGUAAUGAGGUUGGGCCAUCGGAAUCGUUGCCGAAGUCGUGCAAUAGUGCGAUUGACUCCAAAAUGGUAGGCGAGUCGGGAGUUAUGGUACUCGCCGAGAAGGCGAGUCCGAAGAUGACGGUUUCGUGGGACACACAAUAAGUCCUUGCCUCGUGAGUGGAGGAGCAAGUACCCGUCGACGAUGAAAUAGUGGCUGGCCCACGGGUGAU